CUCGUCUCAGUCAGUCACGCGGCUAACUCGGUCGUGGCUAGUCGCGGCCACGUCAUCGUGACCUUGUCGGUGUUAGGUUGUAAUAAAAUUAUAAAUUAAAUCAGCAAUAAAUAAAUAAGAAAGAUGGAUCCCGAAGCCUUCUUGGACCUGGCCAACCAGGUCAUAAAACUCAAAAUGUAUCCAUACUUCGAUAUAGCACAUUCUUUGUUGUGUGCCCUAGCCGUACGAGAGGAUUUAGGAGCAGGUGCACAAGCUUUCUCCCGCAAACAUCCUCUGGCAUGUUGGCUAUCCACGAUGCUGGUGAUAUUCGCCGGAGGCAUGGUAGCCAAUGGUCUACUAGGAGAGCCCAUACUGGCGCCGCUGAAGAACACACCACAACUGGUCAUCGGCACAGUCACGUGGUACAUAGUAUUUUACACACCAUUUGACAUAGGGUACAAAGUGGGUAAGUUCUUGCCUGUAAAAAUAGUUGCAAGUGUCAUGAAAGAGAUCUACAGGGCAAAGAAAGUGUACGAUGGUGUCACACAUGCUGCCAAGCUGUAUCCUAGUGCCUACGUCAUAAUGGUCAUUGUUGGUACCCUCAAAGGCAAUGGAGCUGGGUUUACCAAGCUAAUAGAGAGAUUGGUACGAGGAGCGUGGACUCCCACAGCCAUGGAGACAAUGCAGCCAAGCUUUUACACAAAGGCGUCUCUAGUUGCGUCUGUGAUCUUCGUGUUGGACAAAAAGACUGAUCUCAUCUCAGCGCCCCACGCGCUUGUUUACUUCGGCAUUGUCAUAUUCUUCGUCUACUUCAAGCUAUCAUCGAUUCUACUCGGCAUCCACGAUCCAUUUGUGCCAUUCGAAAACCUGUUCAGUGCGCUGUUCCUGGGCGGAAUCUGGGACUCACUCGCCAAGAUCCUUGGCAAAGGACAACCGAAGGAGGACUCGAAAGACGCCAAAAAAACUAAUUAGUGCUUUACGCGUUGCUUCCAUAUUUUAUUGACUGACACCGACAAUUCCAGCGACGCAAAUAUACAUAAAAGAAG
Aricia agestis (brown argus) is the source of this 1025-nucleotide messenger RNA. RefSeq names its product trimeric intracellular cation channel type 1B.1. Gene Ontology annotation, cellular component: membrane. The record is from RefSeq and is a predicted model, not a curated record. NCBI's taxonomy places the organism in Eukaryota, Metazoa, Arthropoda, Insecta, Lepidoptera, Lycaenidae. The coding region runs from base 124 to 951 and encodes 275 amino acids. The transcript has 7 exons. Gene Ontology annotation, molecular function: potassium channel activity; identical protein binding. Gene Ontology annotation, biological process: potassium ion transmembrane transport.